UGUGUGUUGGGCGGGAUGUGCCCCCUCAGCCCUACCCUAUUCUGCUUAGAGGCCAGGACACUUGGAGGAGUGCCCAGGGCCUCAGAGCCUAUCCUCCCUUUCCUGCUCUCCAGACAGGAUGUGUCACCCACCACCUUAGCCCCAAUCCCACCCACACGCCCUCUCCCGGCCCAUGUCCACCUGUGUCCUCUGGGACGGGGCAGAGCUGUGGCCACCUCGGUAUUUCCUCCUGGGCGGCCAGGGUUCCUGCUGGCCUUCAUCUCCUGCCCCGUCAGCCAUUAAAGGUUUCACCUCUGCUGCUGCCGUCACCAUGGGCUUCAGGCAGAUGAAGCGAGCUCCUUCCUGUCAGGCCAGCCUGCUCGGGAGCUCCGGAAGUGUGAGCACCGGUGGUCCCAGCUCCUGACGCCCACCUGUACCUCCCCGGAGGGACCUCCUCUCUCCCGAGUUCCAGUUGCAAAAAUCCCCGGGACGCCGUCCGAUCACCCGCUUAGGUCGCGGCCGGGGGAUGGGCUGCUCUGAAAGACUCGCUGAGCCGGGCGCCCAGCCCCGACCGUCCCUGCGGCGCCUGGAGGAUGUCGGGCCCUGCCGCGCCGUCUACAUCUUCGCCAAGAAGAACGGCAUCCCCUUUGAGAUGCGCACCGUGGAGCUGCUCAAAGGACAGCACCUGAGCCAGAAGUUCCUCCAGGUUAACAGCCUGCAGAGGCUGCCCACCCUCCAGGACGGGGACUUCGUCUUGACCGAAAGCGUGGCCAUUCUGAUUUUCUUGAGCGCUAAGUACCGGACAGCGGACCACUGGUACCCAGCCGACCUGCAGGCCCGCGCCCACAUCCAUGAGUACCUGGGCUGGCAUGCCGACUGCAUCCGUGGCACCUUUGGUGUGCCCCUGUGGACCCAGGUGAUUAUGCCGCUCACUGGGACCCAGGUGCCAGAGGAGAAGGUGAGGCGCAACAGGACCGCCAUGGACCAGGCCCUGCAGCAGCUGGAGGACAAAUUCCUGGGGAACAGGGCCUUCCUCACCAGCCAGCAGGUGACGCUGGCUGACCUCAUGGCACUGGAGGAGCUGGUGCAGCCCGUGGCUGUUGGCUGUGACGUAUUUGAGGGACGGCCGCGACUGGCAGCAUGGCGUGAGCGAGUCGAAACUUUCCUGGGUGCUGGGUUGUGCCAGGAGGCCCACGGCCCCAUCUUGAACAUCCUGGAACGGGCAGCCAGCAAAACAUUCCUGGUGACCCUCCCAGAAGCCUAUCCGUUUGUGCUGCGUCGUAUUUCCAGGAUCCCCUGAGGAGUCUUGGAUGGGGGCUGAUGGUUGGAUGCCAGGAGGUUAGCAAUAAAGAUUCCCAGCGUUUCUUACC
Messenger RNA from Diceros bicornis minor, 1349 nucleotides. Its product is annotated as glutathione S-transferase theta-2B-like. The transcript is spliced from 7 exons. Lineage: Eukaryota; Metazoa; Chordata; Mammalia; Perissodactyla; Rhinocerotidae. Gene Ontology annotation, molecular function: glutathione transferase activity. Gene Ontology annotation, cellular component: cytoplasm. Gene Ontology annotation, biological process: glutathione metabolic process. The coding region runs from base 506 to 1279 and encodes 257 amino acids. The record is from RefSeq and is a predicted model, not a curated record.